AUGCGAGAGAUAUCGAAAUCAAUCCCUGAUGGAAGUCAUCUGUUAUUUAGAUUCGAUCCUCAGGAGUGUCAGAGAGAUGGGCGUAUUGGCAUCAGAGAGGAAAGUAAAGAAAAGGAAGGGAAUUUUUGUGAAGCCAGAAGAAUUGGUAACAACAGCGGUGAUGAUAAGCAUGAAGAUCAGUCUUUUGGUAAGCCUCCUGACAUCAGAAACUGGUUUCCAAGCUAUGAGUCUGAAUAUCCUGUUUUGGAUGCAGCUGAUUGUUUGAAAGAAUCUGUAAUUAAAGAAAGUGUUUGUGAGAAGGAUGGAUUUACUACUGAAGAGAGUAAGAAUAAGAGAGAAGAAAAGGCUAAGGAUUUGGGCAACUGUGGAAACAACAAUGAAGUACGUGCUGGUGAGAAGCUAUACCCAAAAGGGUCUAUUAAGUGUAAGAGUUCAUUUGAAAAUGUUUGUGAGAACAAGCCUUUAGAGCCACCUGACAUAAGAAACUGGUUCCCCAGCUAUCUGUACGAAUCUCCUGUAUUGGACGAAAACAUUGGAUUUCUUUGUGACAAAACUGAAUGCGAGGGAGAUGAUUUUGCUAAUCAAGACAACGAGAGAGGAAGAAAUGGAUCUAUGGAAAUUAAGACAAAACACAAGAAGGAUUUCACAGAAAACUUGGAAGCUAAGGCUCAAAGAGUUGAUCCUAUAUUACCUGGAGGCAAUAUGAAGUUCGUUCAAGGCGCUGGAGCUUCUUCAAUGAGUCCAUCAACACAUGGAAGGGGCAAUAACAAAGAAAAUGAAGGAAAAGAAGUUCAAGGAAAUGGUCUUGUUACAACAAGCAAGAGUAUAAUUACAAAACCGAAUGAUGAGAAUUCUUUGGAUAGGCAUAGGCAACAGCAGAUUUUAUUUGAUUGUGCUGCUGAAGUUUCUAAUUUUGAACACCCUGAUGUGAUUGGAGUCACUGGAAAAUUGAAGUGUCCUCGGAAGUGUAAGCCAAAUCGUGGACCUCCUAUGAAGCAGCUUCGACUUGAACGAUGGGUUCAUAGGCCAUAA
Molecule: messenger RNA, 1032 nt
Organism: Dovyalis caffra
Lineage: Eukaryota; Viridiplantae; Streptophyta; Magnoliopsida; Malpighiales; Salicaceae
Source: the annotation of a GenBank genome assembly